Molecule: messenger RNA, 4413 nt
Organism: Candidozyma auris
Lineage: Eukaryota; Fungi; Ascomycota; Pichiomycetes; Serinales; Metschnikowiaceae
Product: chromatin-remodeling ATPase CHD1
Exons: 1
Coding region: 1-4413 (1470 amino acids)
Biological process (GO): regulation of transcription by RNA polymerase II; nucleosome organization
Cellular component (GO): chromatin; nucleus
Molecular function (GO): ATP hydrolysis activity; chromatin binding; ATP binding
Source: RefSeq, a predicted model, not a curated record
AUGGUCAAGCUUCCGGACGAGAUUGAGCAGAACCCAGAGCUUUACGGCCUCAGGCGAUCAGGCAGAGAUAGACGGGUCACAACAUUUGCCGAGGAAAGCGACGAAGACGAACCCGUGACGCGGAGACGACAAGGAACUUACGAGGAGUAUGAGGACGGGAGCGAGAGUCCCGAAGAUUUUGAGGAUUCUGACGAUGAAGACUUUGGUGCCUCCAAAAAGAGAAAGCUGAACCUGAACCGAGCCAAAACUACUGCCAGACUGAAAAAUGGUAGGCGUGCAACUAACUCGAGAAGUAAAACAGCUUCUGCACAUGUUACUCCUACUCCCCCAGCUGAAGUGAGGUUUUCUACGAGGAACAACAACUCUCAGGUGAAUUAUGCCGUGGACUACGAGGACGAUGACGAUCUAAUGGAAAGCGAAGAAGAAGGCGCAGGCGACUACUACUAUUACGAGCAGGCCAUGGAAGAGGAGCUGGUACGGUCAAUUGACGCUGUGUUGGACCAUAAGCUCAACCCAGAGAAUGCUGAGCAGACUGGGGAGCCCAAGCUCGACUACUUGUUCAAAAUCAAGUGGUCUGAUGCCUCUCACUUGCACAACACGUGGGAGUCGUGGCAGUCGUUGAAAGAGUACAAGAGUUUCAGAAGAGUCGAGAACUACAUCAAACAGUUCAUCGUGUUGGACCAGGAGAUCCGUAACGAUCCAUACACGACUAAGGAAGAUAUCGAGGCUAUGGACAUCGAGCGUGAGCGUAAAAGAGACGAACAGGAAGAAUACACGCAGGUUGAACGAAUUGUCGACAGCGAUAGAGUUGAGCUCGAAGAUGGCACCUCGCAGCUACAGUAUUACGUGAAAUGGAGAAGACUCUACUACGACGAGUGCUCGUGGGAGAAUGCAGAGACGAUAGCAGAAAUUGCUCCAGAGCAAGUAAGCAAGUACCAGCAACGUCUCCAGUCCAAGAUUCUUCCUAACCUUUCGGCUACGUACCCGCAGAACCAGAGACCUCGUUUUGAGAAAUUGAACAAGCAACCAUUGUUCAUCAAAAAUGGAGAAUUGAGAGAUUUCCAGUUGACUGGUUUGAACUGGAUGGCUUUCCUCUGGUCUCGUAAUGAGAACGGUAUCUUGGCAGAUGAGAUGGGUCUUGGUAAGACUGUGCAGACGGUGGCUUUCUUAUCGUGGUUGAUCUACGCAAGAAGACAAAAUGGGCCCCACUUGGUUGUUGUACCCCUUAGUACAAUCCCCGCAUGGCAAGAAACGUUUGAAAAGUGGUCGCCUGAUGUUAAUUGUAUUUACUACUUGGGUAACACGGAGGCAAGAAGGAACAUUCGGGAUUACGAGUUCUAUGGUGCCAACAACAAACCAAAGUUCAACGUCUUGUUGACAACCUACGAGUAUAUUUUGAAAGACAGAAACGAGCUUGGUGCGUUCAAAUGGCAAUUCCUCGCUGUUGACGAAGCUCACAGAUUGAAGAACGCGGAGUCUUCCUUGUAUGAGUCCUUGAAGCUGUUUAAAGUGGCUAACAGAUUGUUAAUCACGGGUACGCCCUUGCAGAAUAACAUCAAAGAGUUGGCCGCAUUGUGUAACUUCUUGAUGCCUGGAAAGUUCAAUAUAGACCAAGAGAUCGACUUUGAGGCACAGGAUGCGCAACAGGAAGAGUACAUCAAGUACUUGCAACUGAGCAUUAAGCCCUUCAUUUUAAGAAGACUCAAAAAAGAUGUUGAAAAGUCUCUUCCUUCUAAGACCGAAAGAAUCUUGAGAGUGGAAUUGUCUGAUGUACAAACAGAAUACUACAGAAACAUUAUCACCAAAAAUUACGCUGCUUUGAACGCUGGUGUGAAGGGGUCCCAAAUAUCCUUGUUGAAUGUCAUGAGUGAGUUGAAAAAAGCCUCUAAUCACCCAUACUUGUUCGAUGGAUGUGAGGAAAAUUUCCUUGCCAAGGCUGGAGGCGCCUCAAGGGAUAAUAUCUUGAGGGGUAUCAUCAUGAACUCUGGUAAGAUGGUGCUUCUAGAACAGCUUUUGACGAGACUUAAAAAGGAAGGUCAUAGAGUUUUGAUUUUCUCCCAAAUGGUCAGAAUCCUCGAUAUUUUGGGUGACUAUAUGUCCAUCAAGGGGUAUCAGUUUCAGAGACUUGAUGGUGGUAUCCCUUCAGCUCAGAGAAAGAUCUCCAUCGACCAUUUUAAUGCACCAGACUCCAAAGACUUUGCGUUCUUGUUGUCUACAAGAGCUGGUGGUUUGGGAAUCAAUUUGAUGACAGCUGAUACCGUGAUCAUUUUUGACUCUGACUGGAACCCUCAAGCAGACUUGCAAGCAAUGGCCCGUGCACACAGAAUUGGUCAGAAAAAGCACGUAUCUGUCUACAGAUUCGUGAGUAAAGACACAGUUGAAGAAGAGAUUCUUGAAAGAGCUAGAAAGAAGAUGAUUCUUGAGUAUGCUAUCAUCUCGUUGGGUAUGAGUGAUCCGAAUUCUGGUAAGAAGAAUAAGAACGAGCCCAACACUAGUGAGCUCGCUCAAAUUUUGAAAUUCGGUGCGGCUAAUAUGUUCACAGCUUCAGACAAUCAGAAGAAGCUUGAAGAAUUGAAUUUAGACGAUGUUUUGAAUCGUGCCGAAGACCACGUCACAACCCCUGAAAUUGGCGAGUCCAACUUAGGUUCUGAAGAAUUUUUGAAGCAAUUCGAAGUCACUGACUACAAAGCGGAUGUCGAGUGGGAUGAUAUCAUCCCUCAAGAAGAGUUGGCCAAGUUGAAGGAAGAAGAGAAAAAGAAGGCUGAGGAAGAUUAUCUCAACGAACAGAUUGCGAUGUAUUCACGUAGGAGGGCUGCGGUCAAGAAGUUGCAAGGAGGUACCCCAGACACCAGUGGGGUUGAGGACGAGGACGAGGAAGAAGGUACCGGAAGGCGGGCAGCAAGAAAGAAGGCUGAGGAGAAUCAUGAAUUGUCAGAAAAAGAGAUCCGUGGAAUUUAUAGAUCGAUUCUCAGAAUUGGUGACUUGUCCGGGAAAUGGACUCAGCUUGUCGAAGACGGCAGCAUUUCCAAUAAGAAUCCUGUGCUCAUCAAACACGCUUACAAUGAGAUCAUCAACAUUUCUAAGAAGUUGGUGAAGGAAGAGGAAGCUAGAAGAGCAGAGGCACUCGCCGAAUUGGAGAGGAAAGCCAAGGAAUCUAAAUCCUCUACGGUAUCAACUGAUGGGGAGAGCCCAAUGGCCUUGUGGAUAGCAAAGAAGAAAGAGAAGAAGGCAGUGUUGUUCACCUACCAGGGAGUUAAAAAUAUCAACGCGGAAUUGGUGUUGUCUCGUCCUCCCGACAUGAAGCUCCUAGAGUCCAUGAUUCCCAAAGAGAAUCCACUCUCUUUUGAACUUCCCCGUACACCCAAACUGGUGCAGAACUGGAAUUGUGAAUGGACUGCUAAGGAUGAUGCUAUGCUCCUCGUUGGUGUUAACAAGUUUGGAUACGGCUCAUGGACCCAGAUUAGAGAUGAUCCUCUUCUUGGUUUGCAAAACAAACUCUUCCUCGAAGGUGCGAAGGGUGCGGCUGAACGGCCUUCAGAAAAAGAAGCCAAGGGAGCUAAUAAGAAAGUUCCUGGGGCAGUCCACAUCGGAAGAAGGGUUGACUAUUUAUUCUAUUUGUUGAGAGGUGAUGAUGACAACGUGAGCUCUACAAAUGGCACUACAAAGAAAAAGGCAGUCAAGAAACCAAAGAGCGAAGGUGUUGCUAAGCCAAAGAAAGCUUCCAAGUCUCUGUCACCUGAGGUGAGGGUCAAGAAGCCCAAAGCAAAAAAGGCUUCCUCGGCUUCAAGUGUCAAUUCUCCAAAACUCGAAAAUCACUCCACCAUGAAGAUCAAGAAUGACGACGACCACGCAGACGAUAAUGACGAUUACUUGGAAUACGACAGCAUGGACGAAAAAUUGUGCAAGGCUGUUCUCAAACCUGUGGCCAAAUCACUUAUGAAAUUACACAGAGGGAACCAAGGUUUGGAGAAACAUGAGUGGGCUAUGUUGCUUAGGAAAGAGUUGGUCACAAUCGGUGAAUUCAUCGAUAAAAUUUGCAAAACCGAACGCGACGACAAGUUCAGCAAGCACUUGUGGUCGUAUGCUAGCUUUUAUUGGCCUGCAAAGGUGCCAAGUCUGAAGAUCACUGCGAUGUACACCAGAAUCAAGAGUCAAGCAGAUGCAUCCAAGGGAAAGAAAGGAGAGGAAUCAAAGAAAACUGUAACCGUUAAGAAAGAGGAGCCUAUGAGAAAUAAUGAGCCUCCAAAGAAGGAGAGUCCAAGAGAAGCAAAGGCUUCAGAUACAAGAGUGUCCAACGAGGAAAGAAAGAAUACGGAAGAGAAGCCUAAGGAGGAAGAGCCAAAUGAGGCGACAGCUGCUAAACCAGAGACUACCGCUACAGCUUCUUUCACUGUCUCCGAGGAGACUGCCUGA